Messenger RNA from Gongylonema pulchrum, 213 nucleotides. Lineage: Eukaryota; Metazoa; Nematoda; Chromadorea; Rhabditida; Gongylonematidae. The record is from the annotation of a GenBank genome assembly.
GGUGUUUCAUAUCCGUCGAUGCAUGGCGUGUGGCGUUACUGGGCACCACCUCUGGAACGAUCGAAGCUGGCAACGACCGCAUUUACGGGUUCCUAUGCUGGUGCUGUUAUCGGUCUGCCGGCUUCUGCUUGGCUUGUAAGCUAUGUGCAUUGGUCUGCGCCAUUCUACGUGUACGGUCGGUCUGAAAAUUACUGCUCAAUAACAAUAAUUUAA